AUGUCAGUGGUUGCAAUUUUUGUUCUGCUGCUUAUUGCGGCUUUCGCGUAUUUUAAUUUCGCUAAGCUUCGACGCGAGGCUGAUGCAAUCAAGCCAGAGAGUGCCGAACCACCUACCACUGGAACGCAAAAGGCAGCCACACCACAGGAAUCCGAAGAACCAGCUCCACCUGCUGAACCAUCACUUCCACCACUCUCAUCUCUACCUCCACCGCCACCGCCACCGCCACCAACUCCAUCGUUAUCAUCUGAACCGCCACCGUCAUUGUCACCCCUCCCACCGCCACCGUCACCAUCUUCAUCUCCAACACCCGAACAGCCACCACCACUGUCUUCAUCGCCAACACCCGAACAGUCACAGCCAGCGUCCUCACUGCCAGCAACCGAACAGCCACCGUUACCGUCCUUAUCGCCAGCACCUAAACCGCCUCCAUCCUCAUCUCCACCCGUUUCUGCUGAACCUCCCCCAGGAUCUCUAUCGCUACCAUCUCCAUCGUCUAUCCCAACAUCUACGGAGUCUGAACCACCAGAAAUAUCGGAAAAACCGCCUCAACCAGAAAUUCCGAUUAUAUCACCGACAACUGAUGCACAAACUGCAAAGACACCAGAAGUUCCGACUAUGUCGCCAGCUGAUACGCAUACCGCAAAGGAAUUGAUGUUAUCUAAGCCGGUUGUAUCAGCAAGCAGUUCACAGAGCGGGACGAUGACAAUGGAUGGGACGUUGCUAACAGAUUCCAGCGCUCCAUCUGUAGAAUCCAAAGAUAAAGAUAAGCCGAAGAAGAAGAAGAAAAAUAAUCCUUUACGGCCACUAACUGUAAUAACAAAUCAUGAUCUGCUUGGACGGAGCCUGGCAAAACUUUAA
This is a messenger RNA of Loa loa (African eye worm), 861 nucleotides long. RefSeq lists its product as hypothetical. The coding region runs from base 1 to 861 and encodes 286 amino acids. The record is from RefSeq and is a predicted model, not a curated record. NCBI's taxonomy places the organism in Eukaryota, Metazoa, Nematoda, Chromadorea, Rhabditida, Onchocercidae. The transcript is spliced from 6 exons.